Molecule: messenger RNA, 2014 nt
Organism: Misgurnus anguillicaudatus (oriental weatherfish)
Lineage: Eukaryota; Metazoa; Chordata; Actinopteri; Cypriniformes; Cobitidae
Source: RefSeq, a predicted model, not a curated record
GAACAAAAUACAAGUGCUCAACUAUUCCAGCAUCCACACACGUGAUUUAGUAGACAAAUCUUCUUUCUGAUGUGAUGUAAUCACAGAAUGUAUCAAAUUAAAUCUUAAGUUUGUGUUUGUUAUGGGUUCAUUUGAAGUCACCAUUAUUGUGAUUAGCGUUUCCUUAAGUUAGACAUUCGUCCUCUGACCUUUACUGAACUGAUUUUCCUCUUUUAGCAAUUGUAACAUUGUUUUAUUAAGACUGCUUGUUCAUUGCUUGAUGUGGAGGGAAAACUUUUCAUAGCAUUUUAAAUCACACUGAUGUUCCCAUUCUUUAAUAAUUAUUUUCUUUACAAUGUCCUAUCAUUAUACCUUUAAAAGUUUGAUGUUUUGUCUUUAUUUUGUUUCUUCAGCACUUGUUGAGUUUAUCAACUUCUUCUCUCCUCCUUAUGCAUAUAUGUGUAAAUCUCCAAUCGCUAAUGCAGGUGGAGACUGUAUUCCUUGACACUGGUAAAAAUCAGAAUUGUGACAGUCAUUACCACAACAUGAAGAAACAUCAACUUUGUUGUGUAAUGAUUGAGAGAUGUAUGAAGUGUUGAGUGUCUUUUCUCUCCAGUACAGCAGGAGGCGCUCUGCAGCUCUUUAGUCCGCCAAUAAACCCACUAAAGAAAGAAAGAAAGAAAGAAAGAGCUCGCGUGUGAUGUGUUUGUGUAUCCUCAGUGUUUUUCUCUCUUGAGUGUUUUAUUGAGUGUAAACAGAGUCUUGUCUCUGUGUAUUUUAGUGUUGAUGAUGAGAUGGAUGUGAUGUGCUGUAAAUCAGGAACUGAUCAGGGCUUACAGGAUGAGGAAUCUACUGAUCAAACCUCCACAGAGUCUCUGGAUUCUGUCUGUAACGCUGGAGAACAGCAGCAGAUCCUGCAGACCAAACUUAACAUGUGUUCAGUCAAACUCAUCGACUUCAGGAUCCUCAUGAUGAAGAUAAAAACUGAACCUACAGAAAUAAAAACUGAACCAACAGAAGAUGAAUAUGAAGACAAUCAUAAUGAUGGUCAUAAUUUUUUUCUGUCAGAUGUAAAGAGUGAAUUGUGUUUGGAUGGAGAAAUAACGUCCUCAACUCUUUCCUGCGUCAGCGGUGGAGAGACAUUGAGAUAUUUAGAGAGCCAUGAGAGAAAACACACAGAACAUGAACAUCAUCUGAAGAAACACACUAAUGAGAGACCGUAUCAGUGCAUAUCACACAAAACACUACACACUGAACAAAAACCCUAUCAAUGUUCACACUGUGAUAAAAGUUUCAGUUAUAAAUCUAAGCUGAUAAUCCACGAGAGACUUCACACUGGAGAGAAACCUUAUCACUGUUAUGUUUGUGGGAAGAGUUUUAAUCGACAUGAGAGUUUAGUGAGACACCAGAGAACUCAUACAGGUGAAAGACCUUACAAAUGCUCUCAGUGUGAGAAGACGUUUGCUCAUGCAAGUCACUUAAAAGCCCACAAGAGAAUUCACACUGGAGAGAAACCUUAUCACUGUAAUGUUUGUGGGAAGAGUUUUAGUCAUAGUGACAGUUUGGUGAGACACCAGAGAACUCAUACAGGUGAAAAACCUUACAAAUGCUCUCAGUGUGAGAAGACAUUUGCUCAUUCAGCUUCCUUAAAAGCCCAUGAAAGAAUUCACACUGGAGAGAAACCUUACAAAUGUAAUGUCUGUGGAAGGAGUUUUAACCAACGUGUCGGUUUAGUGUCACACCAGAGAACUCAUACAGGUGAAAAACCUUACAAAUGUUCUCAUUGUGAGAAGACUUUUACUCAGGCGGUUCACUUAAAAGUCCAUGAGAGAGUUCACACAGGAGAGAAACCGUACAUCUGCCCAAUCUGUGGAGAGAGAUUUGCUCAUUCUGGAAGUUUUCAGAAUCAUCAGAAGAAACAUACUGAAACUGUUUUGUAAGAUGCAAAUUAUUCAAGCUUUAUGAGCCAGAUAAUACACCUAAUUUUAUAUGUAAUUCUUUGGAGCAAUAAAAACCUAUGGUUUGUUAUUUUAUA